Messenger RNA from Haplochromis burtoni (Burton's mouthbrooder), 7075 nucleotides. Its product is annotated as golgin subfamily A member 6-like protein 1. Gene Ontology annotation, molecular function: GTP binding. The record is from RefSeq and is a predicted model, not a curated record. NCBI's taxonomy places the organism in Eukaryota, Metazoa, Chordata, Actinopteri, Cichliformes, Cichlidae. The coding region runs from base 931 to 3249 and encodes 772 amino acids. The transcript has 3 exons.
AAGACUCAUCCAAAAAAUUAAUUAGCAUGCUAAAAUGGAUUAAGUAUAAAAUUAUGAAACCAUGCCUAUGACUGAUAGCUGACCUGUAUCACCUUUUUUUAGGAAGGAAGAUGUUUUGAAGACUCACUCGGUGGAUGGAGCCUUUAUGAUAGACUUCAACUGAAAGAUAAAUUCUUUAUGCUAAAAUGCAACAGAGCAUAAACAAUGCAGAGAAUGCUCUAACUCUAUCAGAUAGAGCCUUUACAUUGCUGUCAUACUUGUACAGGGCAACACCUCCCAAUUCUGUUAAUAAAAGGUACUUUCGAGUGACCUGAUGCAGUUUGGAUCUGCAAAGGCACAUUUAAAACCGCUGAAGACGAUCAGCAGUUUCACCCGUCACCAACCGAUUCCUCAUAUUUCUAUCACAGUGGCGCUAUGGCAUCACAACCUCUUUCAUCACGCGCAUAUGAACUUCGGAUUCUGGUUUUUGGAAAGACUCAAAGUAAAAAAUCAAUUCUAACCAACUUCAUGACUGGGAAAAAAGAUUUGACUGGGGAUCUUCUGCAAAAGGUGUCCCCAUCCACUACAGUCACUCAAGGACAGUAUAGGAAAACACGCCUAACAAUAGUGAAAACUUCAGAUGUCUUCAGUUUAGCUGGAGAGAAGGUGAAGCAUGAAAUGAAGAAGUGUGUGGCUCUUUGCCCCCCUGGACCAAAUGUUCUGCUCCUGUUGAUAAAGCCUUCUGAAUUCAGUGAAGAAGACAGACAAAAACUAAAGCUCAUCCUAAGAUUCUUUGGUCAAGAUGCUUUUAAAUAUGCAAUGGUCAUUUUGACGCAUAGUGAGGAGAAAAAAACUUCAGCUGUGGAUCGACUCAUACAGGACUGUAGACAAAGGCAGCAGAGAAUCAACUUUGACUAAAAAGAUCUGCCAGAAAAGGAUCUUCAAGAACUCAUGGAAAAGAUGGAGAGCAUAGUGAAUGAAAACAGAGGAGGCUAUCUAAACAGAGGUGAAGAAGCUGACACCACAACAGUCACUUUUAAACCGCCUCUUAACCUGGUAUUGUGUGGGACAUAUGAAGUUCUGAAGAGUUCAGCAGCCAAUGCCAUUGUAGGAAAACACCAGUUUGGUAAACCUGCUGACUCCUCAGAAUGUGUUAAGAAGGAGACACAGGUGUGUGGACGUUUAGUGUCGCUGGUAGAGAUGCCUGCUUUGUAUGGAAAAUCUCCUGAGGCAAUAAAGAGCUGCAAAAUGCAAUGUGUUUCUCUCUGGAAUCCCGAAGGUGUCCAUGCCUUUAUCCUGGUCCUUCCUGUGGGACCCCUCAGUGACGAAAACAAGCGAGAGUUAGAGAUCAUCCAGAAUGAAUUUGGAUCUCAGGUCAUCGACUUCACCAUGAUUCUUUUUGCAGUGGAAUCAGAUCCCACAGAUCCAGUUGUUGUCAACUUUGUUAGUGAAAACAGAAACAUCCAGGAGCUCUGUCAGAAGUGUGGAGGACGAAACAUCAUCUUCAACAUCAAAGACAAGCAGCAGGUCUCUGAGGUGUUGCACACUAUGGAGAAGAUGACAGCUAUGGGAUCUAAGUGCUUCACAAGACAAAUGCUUGUUAAGCCUCGAUUGAUUAAAUUCGAAGGAAACCCUUCACAGAAGACAGAAUCCUUUGAUAAUCCCAACCACAGCCCAGAUGCUCUCCGGAUAGUGAUGAUUGGGAAGACUGGCUGUGGGAAGAGUGCAACUGGAAACACCAUUUUAGGCCAAAAAUGCUUUUAUUCUAAAACCUGCAUGAAGUCAGUGACAGAGGUUUGCAAAAAAGCAAAAGGAGUGGUCGACGGCCAUCCAGUUGCUGUGGUCGACACACCAGGCUUGUACGACACGACUCUGUCCAACCAUGAAGUCAAACAGGAGCUUGUGAAAUGCAUCAGCUUGUUGUCUCCAGGACCUCACGCGUUCUUACUGGUAGUGCAGAUUGGUCGAUUUACCAAAGAAGAAAAAGACACAGUAGAGCUCAUCAAGGAGUUUUUUGGCAAGAAAUCAGAAGACUUCAUUAUUGUUAUAUUCACCAGAGGGGAUGAUCUUCAAGAUCAAACAAUAGAGAGUUACAUGGAAGAAGUCAGCGAUGACUUUGUUAAAAAACUGAUUGACGACUGUGGAGGAAGAUACCAUGUUUUCAACAACAGAGAUCAAAAUAAUCAUUCACAAGUCGCAGAGCUUUUAGACAAAGUACAAACAAUGGUGAAGAAAAAUGGUGGCAGCUGCUACACUACAGAGAUGUUCCAAGAAGCUGAGGCAGCCAUACAAAAGGAAAUGAAGAGGAUCCUAAAAGAGAAAGAAGCAGAUAUGGAGAAAGAGAUGGAAGAACUUCAAAGGAAACGCGAUGAAGAAAUUCAGGCGAAAAAGAAACAAAUUGAUCAAGAAAGAGCAGAAAAAGAAGAAGUACUGAAGGAGAAGGAAGAACUGAUUAACCAGGAACAAGAGAAGACAAAGAGAGAGGAGGAAAAGAGAGAACAGGAGACCAUAGCAUCAAUAAGAUAUGAAGAAAAACUCCGAAUGCAGUGGGAAGAAAAACUUGAAGCUCUUGAGCAGAAAAUAAAAUCAGAAUGUGAAAAAAAUGUACAUGCUGACAGAAAGCUGAUGGAAAACCGAGAAGAGAUGAAAUUAGAACGCGAAGCUUGGGAAAAAGAACGCAAAGAAUGGUGGGAGAAACGAAAUCAAGAAGACAAACAGAGGAAAGAGGAGGAACAAGCGCUGCUUAUAAAGCUCAAAGAAGAAUAUGAUGAGGAAAGAAAUGAAUAUGAAAGCAAAAUAAAAGAACAAGAUAGACUCAGGAGAGAACAAGAGGAGAGAGACUGGAAAUUAGCGCAGGAUAUCUAUGAGGCAAAAGUCAAGGAAAUGAAGAAGAAAAUUGCAGAAGAAGCCAGAAAGCAAGCAGAAGAAUUCAAUGAGUUCAGACAGAAAUAUUCAGUAGAUUUUGCAGCGUUGAGAGCAAAGCAUGACAGUGAGAUGGAAGACAUGAAGCAAAAACAACAAAAAAGCAACGCCAUCAUACUUAAACAUCUGCUCAUGAAGAGAGAAUACAAGAGAGACUUUGACAGACUGAAGAAAAAACAGGAACAAGAAAUGGAUGAGCUGAAUUACAAUCUUUCUAUAGGAAAUGAGGGCGAGCCAAUUGAAGAAGAUAUCAACCAACUACAGCUAGAACAUGAUAAACAAAUCAAUGACUGGAUAGCAGAAUAUGUACAGAAAGCUGACGGAGAUAAGUCUUGCAGCAUUUUAUGAAACGGGCUCUUUUACCUGAAUGUCAGUUUGAUUUAACUUUGAUAGCUUUUGGUUUUAAAGCUUUAAUAAACAAAUGCUUUUGUUAUAGCUGCAUGAUAGAUGACACUUAUGUAGUUCCAUAUAACAUAAUAUACUCAAAUUAUUACAAAUUGAUUAAUAUGUUCUAAAAUCACUGUCAAUCCUUUUUUUUUUUUUAACUGCAGAAAAUUUUGCCUGCUAAGUAAAAACAUGGAUGAAUGUAAACUAAUCAUAUAAAUCAGUUAGGUAAAGAUCUCGUUUAAUUUGCAUCAUGCCAUUUUUACUGGAGGAAGUAAUGCAUAUUUUUCCAUUUAAAAACAAUCACUGGUGUCAAUAAUCUCGCGAAAAGCACAAAAUGUCUUUGGCUCAGAUGUAUUUGUUAUUUACAGAAAACACUUUAUUGCACUAUAUAACCAUUUUUUAGCACAGCUUGUCUCUUUUUUCAGAAUGAUAAAAAUGUUUCAAUUCCUGAUUGUUUUUUGUUUUUAUAAAAUACUUAUUGCAUCUGAUAAGUAGUCUGUGUAGAGAUAUAUUAAAAUGUAAGCUUCAUAUUUUGGACAAAAAACAGUUGAUGUUCUUAUCGUUAAUUUUGAUGAUCACUUUACGGGACAAUGAAUAAGUACUACUGUUGGGAAAUAUGACAGUAAACUUUAAAUAAAAGCAAACAUUAGCUGAAGACUCUUUACGGAUAUUGAUUGAUUGGAAAAAAGACCGUAAACUGUUUUAAUCUAACUUUAAAGUGAAGAAAAUGUAACAAAGUACAGGCAACCUAAGCAUGGAACCGCACUUCAUAGUGAAAUUCAAACCAUAUUUGUUGAAAAGCUUGAUUUAAUUUGUUUCUUCAAUUUUGAAUCUUUGAAAUAAGGGAAUAUGUCCUGCCUUUAUUCAAAAGGUCCUUUCAUAUUUAAACCCAGUUUCAGAAAAUUCAUUUCACAGAUUUUAUAGGGUAGACAUCAUCUUUUAGACCUUAACAAAUAAUCUACACACCUGACAGUUACGCCACAUUCUUUAAACGUACAUGUACAUAGGAAGAACAGUGACAGUUCUCAAUUAUAAUAAUGUGAGUGUUUGAGGUGGAAACACCACUGUUGGAAUAACGCAGCUUGUACUAAUGCUGUGAGCUCUUUAGGACAAGAAAUUAUUUAAAAAACUUGUAAAGGUAGACUCCAUGGUUUGCUGCUUGAUUUCAUAUGCCUGUGGCAAUCAUGCAGAAAAAAAUAACCGAAUUCAAAAAUUAAGAACUGUAGUCCAUUGAUUUUGUCCCUAAAGCAUACAGGUUUUGAUUCUGUGGUUAUGACUCAGCAGUUUUUACUCAUUCACUCAUUCACACAAACUGCUUUUUUCUAUGUAAGUCUAUUAACCGCAUCUUAAUUUAAACCCACUGUCAGUUUUUUUGAUAAUGGACCAAAAUCCACACAUUUCUGUUUUUUCAACUAGUUAAGGCAAUGUGCCCUUUGCCACCAUUUGCUCCUUGCCCUGCAUAGCAAGUGAUAUCCUUGCCAUCACAUCUUGUGAACAUUUUCUACAUGUAGAUCAGGAUGAUUAGCUCAACUUGAUAUUUAUCACUGACAAUGAUUAGAUCUUUGGGUGUCCUGUACGUGCCUGGUUAAUCCAAGUGGAAAAACAUCCCAAUAAUAACAAAACAACUAAUGCGGAUUCUCGCUUAGAUUAGACAUAAAACCACCUGAGACUUGUAUGACCUUUUUCUGUUGUUGAAGGUUCAGACAAUGCAUGGAGCUUGCACAGAUGCAACAGAGCAUAAAGAAUCCAGGGAAUGCUCAGUGUUUGGUCAUUUAUCAGUAACUGUAUCAGACAUCACCUUUACUCUGUUGUCAUACUUGUACAAGGCAACACCUUGAUAUUCUGAUAAUGAAAGGUGGUUACAAGUAACCUGAUUCAGUUUGGAACUGCCAAGGGACAUUUAACAGCACUGAGUAAAACGUCAGAGUGUCACCUGGUGAGCACAAUCACUGAAAAUAAAUAGUCUGAAGUGAUUAAGAAAGUAUAUAAUUGUUGGAAACAGACUAGAGUCCUACACUGGUUAGUUUUAACUGUUAAUACUGACUAGGUGUAUGAAAUAUAUACAGGUCUGGUAAUUAAAUACAGAUUACAUUGUGUAGUUAAAGUACUGCAUUUAAUAUGUCUUCAUAUUAUAUGUGUGGGAAAUGUUUUACAAAAUAGUACAAGCAAGAGCUACAUAGAUAUUAGUCUGAAACAUGUAGAGUUACAUAAAGAAAUACAGACCUGAUUAAUGCAAGUUACAUUCAGAUAUCAGGCUAAAAUAGUUAAGGCUAAUCCAUAACAAACAUCAAAUGGGCAUCAUUUAAUAUAAUUUAAACUUUACUUGAAUUGCCAUUUUAUGGAGGUAUCUGACACUUGCUGCAUUUGAAGGAGAAGUUAGUGAAAGGCUGUAUCUACCCAUAUAUUGUACUCUAGUACUGUACACAGUAUUAGAAAAUAUAUCGAGACUCAUCUGUAAUCUGAUGUAAUCUAAACUGAGGAUUCUCUUCCAAUUUACACACAGUACAGAAAUUUCAGCAGGGGUUUGAGUGGUCACUUGAGAAAUCAUCAUGCCAAAAAAAAGAAAUCAAUUUAGACUUGAAGCAAAAAAAAAUUCAUGCAUUCUUUAUAGGAUCUCAGUCAUUAAGGUCAUGGUAGUCAAAAGAGUGUAAAGUAAAGUUAUUGUCUUUUUUAAGGGGACAGCACUUAGCCACUGGUGUGGCUGGCACCUGGGUCAAAAUCAAAACCCGAGGAGGAGUAGCCUUCAUGGUUCAAAUCAACUCGUUGGAAAGAAUAAUAUUUUGCCAUUUCUAGACUGUGCAUAGCACAUCGAGGAGAAUAGAAACUGGUGAAAAAAGUCAGAAUUCUGACUUUUUUCUAGGAAGCAGAGGGACACCUAGUAUACUCCUCCAUCUUUGUUUCUGUCACGGUCCUGGGUCGGGUCGACCCAGCAUUUUGAGUUUCUUAUGUUUUGGUUUAUUUUUGCAUUAUGGAUUAGUUAUUCUCUGGUGGUACUGUUUUGAUUACGAUUAUAUUCUGAUUCUUUAGUUAUCUGAUGAUGAUGAUGUUGAUGACGAUGAUGAUCAUUUCUGGUUUAGGUUUUGUUAUCUUGCCCUUAUGUUUGGUUUAAGUUGCCUGUGCUUAGUCUUCUCUGCCCGUAUGUCCCUCUGUUUGCCCAUGACGUCAUUAUGCCUGUUUACGAGUCUGUCUCUGUCUGGCGUGUGCUUCCUGUUUUAUUUUGUAGGUCUGUGUCCUUUGUCAGUGCGUUCAGCUUUGUGCUCUCCCUGUCUCGUCAGUGUAAUCAGCGUCAGCCAUGUCUCCCAGCUGUUUCUUCUUCGCUCCGUUCACCUCUUGUAUUUAGUGCCUGUGUCUUCCCCUACUCGGUGUCGCAUCGUUAACGUCUGUUCACCCUCGCUUCCUCUGUGUGUUCCGUUUGCCAGCCAGCCAGCCUUCCUGCCUACUUAUUAUGUUCUUCCAGUUUAGUUAGUGUUUUUCUGUUCUGCUUCUUACCAGCAAUAAAGCUGUGUGUUCUGAAUUACUUCCGCCUCAGUGAGUCCUGCAUUUUGGGUCCUCUCUUCCUGCCUGCCUACACACAGACAUGACAGUUUCAUCACAACAUUCUGUAGUGGGAUACUGGACUUUCUACCAAACAGACCCCAGACUGUAAGGAUGCACAACCAAACAUCCUUCACCUUGUCUCUGAGCAUAGGUGUUAUUCAAGGUUAUGUGCCGAGUCAUGUUUUAUACAUUAUUUACAUGACUGUAUGCUAAUUGUAGUACUAGCAAGAACUAGUAACAAAGCUUUGUG